Molecule: messenger RNA, 762 nt
Organism: Lithohypha guttulata
Lineage: Eukaryota; Fungi; Ascomycota; Eurotiomycetes; Chaetothyriales; Trichomeriaceae
Gene: POA1
Product: ADP-ribose 1''-phosphate phosphatase
Exons: 1
Coding region: 1-762 (253 amino acids)
Biological process (GO): peptidyl-glutamate ADP-deribosylation
Source: RefSeq, a predicted model, not a curated record
AUGUCACAACCCAGCACUAAAAGUACCAAACGCCUAUUACCCACUACGACUCAAGAUCUCGAUCGACCCAGGAAACAGAGGAAAAAUGUUACGACACCACAACAACCCUCAUCCACAUUCACCCUCCUCCCCACUCAAACCAUACUCUCCACCCUCCCCUCAGACACCAUCCUCCUCCACAGCACAAACUGCUUCGGCGAAUGGGGCGCUGGCAUUGCCCUAGCCAUAGCCCAUCUCCUCCCCGCCGCCAACGCCAUCUACACUACUCACUGUGACUCCUUCCGAGCUGAUCCCCGCUCCUGGCCAGAGAGAGAAAAACUCGUCGGGACGUGUCUACUUAUCCCGCCACUGGAUGCUGAUACGAAGAGAAACGGCGGGAAGGAAGUAUGGGUCGCGUGUUUGUUUACGAGUUAUGGGUAUGGGAGGGCGACGGAGCGGAAGGCAGGGAAGGAUGGGAAGGCGGUGAUUUUGAGGCAGACGAGAGGGGCGUUGGGGGAUUUGAGAGGGCAGCUUGAGGGGAUGAGAGAAAAGGAUGGGAAGGGCGGUGAGGAUGCGAAGAAUGAAGGUGUUCUGAGUGGUGACGAGGUGGAGAUGAGUGAUGCGAGGGCGGGUGCAAAGAAGCAAGGUCGGCAGCUGGAUAUUUAUUCACCACAGUUCAAUUCGGGCAGUUUCGGUGUUAAGUGGGAAGAGACAGAGAUUUUAGUCAAGGAGGUAUUUGCUGGUUGGGAUGGGAAGUGGUUCAUUCUCAGUCCACCGAAAUGA